Messenger RNA from Dryobates pubescens (Downy woodpecker), 2501 nucleotides. It is a transcript of the gene BRD7, whose product is annotated as bromodomain containing 7. Bases 63 to 2021 code for a protein of 652 amino acids. Lineage: Eukaryota; Metazoa; Chordata; Aves; Piciformes; Picidae. Gene Ontology annotation, biological process: regulation of transcription by RNA polymerase II. Gene Ontology annotation, cellular component: nucleus. The record is from RefSeq and is a predicted model, not a curated record. The transcript has 17 exons.
GCCUCUGCCGGCGGGGCUGGUCGCCUCCACAACAGCGCGGCCUGUCCGGGCCGGCUGCCGCCAUGGGGAAGAAACACAAGAAGCACAAAUCGGACAAGCACCCUUACGACGAAUAUGUAGAAAAGCCUCUGAAGCUGGUGCUGAAAGUUGGAGGAAGUGAAGUUGCUGAGCUCUCUACUGGAAAUGCAGCACUUGAUUCCAGCUUGUAUGAUGACAAAUCUGAACAUGAAAAACACAAGGACCGAAAAAGGAAAAAGAGAAAGAAAGGAGAAAAACAAGUUCCUGGAGAAGAAAAGGAGAAAAGAAAGAGAAAAGUCAAGGAGGAUAGAAGAAAACGAGAUCGAGACCAUGCUGACAGUGAGGGAGAGCAGGAAAUGAAAUGUCAGACUCCCAUCAGAUUGGAGCUGCCACCAGAGAAACCAUUGACAAGUACUUUAGCAAAACAGGAAGAGGUGGAGCAGACACCGCUUCAGGAAGCUCUGAAUCAACUCAUGAGACAGCUGCAGAGAAAGGAUCCAAGUUCUUUCUUUUCAUUUCCUGUGACUGACUUUAUUGCCCCUGGCUAUUCCAUGAUCAUUAAAAACCCAAUGGAUUUUAGUACCAUGAAAGAGAAGAUCAAGAACAAUGGGUACCAGUCCAUAGAAGAAUUAAAGGAUAACUUCAAACUGAUGUGUACCAACGCAAUGAUUUACAACAAACCAGACACCAUUUACUACAAAGCUGCAAAAAAACUGCUGCACUCAGGGAUGAAGAUACUUAGCCAGGAGAGAAUACAGAGCCUGAAACAAAGUAUAGAAUUCAUGGCUGACCUGCAGAAGGCAAGGAAGCAGAAGGACAAGACGGAACUGCAGCAAACUGGGGAAGAUGAAAACGGUCCUGGGAAAGACAAAGGAGAACCUGUGGACAGUGAUACCAAAGCGUUCAAAACACCUAGCAAAGAACACAAAAAGAAGGACAGAGAGCUCCUUGAAGACAAAUUACGAAACAACAGCUUGGAAAGGGAGCAGGAGCAGAUUGAUCGCAUUGUUAGAGAGUCUGGAGGGAAGUUAACAAGGCGGCUUGCAAACAGCCAGUGUGAAUUUGAAAGAAGAAAACCAGAUGGUACAACAACUCUGGGCCUUCUCAAUCCAGUUGACCUUACUGCAGGAGAGCCAGGCUACUGCCCUGUAAAACUGGGUAUGACAGCAGGGAGACUUCAGUCAGGAGUUAAUACAUUACAGGGUUUCAAAGAAGAUAAAAGAAACAAGGUUACUCCAGUGACGUAUUUGAAUUAUGGACCAUAUAGCUCCUAUGCUCCAACCUAUGACUCUACGUUUGCCAACAUAAGCAAAGAAGAUUCUGACUUAAUCUAUUCAACCUACGGGGAGGACUCUAAUCAAGGAGCUUUCAGUAUUCAUGAUUUUUUGAUGAAAUCCCAAGACUACCCUUUCUUAAUGGCUGAUAGUUUACUCGAUGUUCUAACCAAAGGAGGACAUUCCAGAGCUCUCAGAGAGCUAGAAACGCCACUGGAGGAACCUGAAGGGCCACAUGAAAGAAGUGAUGCAAUAAAGGAUGUGAAGAUCAUGGAAAUUGAUAUUGCUGCCAGGUUGGAUGCUGCCAGUAACGACAGACUUACGGCACUCAAAGCAGUUACAAACUUCAGCAUGCCUGUAGAAGAGUUCGAUUCCAAGGAGGCUGAAAUCUUCCAGAGGAAACUUGAUGAAACAACAAAGCUUCUCAGAGAACUCCAGGAUGCUCAAAAUGAACGACUCAGUACCAAACCACCCCCUAACAUGAUUUGCCUUCUGAGUCCAUCCUACAGAGAACUGCACUUGGCGGAGAGAGUAACUAGUAACCUGAAAGAGCUUGCACAACAAGUGACACCAGGUGAUAUUGUUAGCACCUACGGAAUCCGGAAAGCAAUGGGAAUUUCAGUCCCUUCACCUGAUACAGAAGACAGUUGGGUGGAUUUGACAGAAGACUUUCAGGAGCCCAGAAGGACCAUCACUGUCCCUGACGAGUGCGGCCCAGUUACGGUCUGAAGCUAUGGUUCAGUUUACAGCCAUUUGUUUGAUUCUGUUUAGGAACCAGCUGAACUUCCUUCAGGUGCAUUCACCAAGCAGGUGGAUGUUGUGUGUUAAAUUGCUUUUGUUGAUUACAUUUUGGAACUGAUGACAUUUGGAAUGGAAUGGUUUGUAUGAGAGUUACUUCUGCUACAUAAAUGCCCUAAAUUAUUAUUUUUGCUUUUUUACAAUACUAAUUUCAAUACACCUCUGCAGCAUUUAAGUUUUCCUAGGUGGUUAAGUGUCUGGAAAAGGAAGUGAAAACUCUGUGUGCCUAUAGAUGGGGCAGGGACUCAACCAAAUGUUUCUAAAAGCAAUGUAUAGAUGCUGUGUCGGCACCGACCUGGUACAAAAAUCAUUAGUGUCUGAACAUGCAAGUUUCCCUUUUUAAAACUGCUGUGCAAAUCCUGUGAUCAUGAGGAAGAGAAAUAAACUUUUUAAAUAAAACUUAUGCAGCCU